AUGCCAAUGGACAUAGUGGACCGGGAGCUUGCCGCCGCAGAGCAAAAUGCAUCGCCGGAGCGUUACGAACGACGAGCCAGCAACGAGAUUGAGCGAGUCCUCUCCGCCUCAUCAGCCUCUACAUCCUCCGACUCCAACAACGGCGACAACGACGAUGACGCCUUCCGGCGCAACAUGAGCCGCGUCUCUACGCAAAACGACCUGGAGCGCCAUCCCACGGAACUGAGUCGCAUCGCCACCGCGCGAAGCCAGCACAACAUCACUGUCGGAGGCGGCCUGCGCAGCCGCACCGCCAGCAGGGCGUCCAAGAAACCUCUGCCGGCGUUUGGUGCCGGAAAAGCGUACCCGCCGCCGUUGCCAGAGCGAGAAGAGUAUGUAGUUGAGUUUGACGGGCCUCACGAUCCCAUGCAUUCGCAGAAUUGGCCUAUGCGGAAGAAGCUGCUCACUGCGGCUAUGCUGAGCUACACGACCCUCACGUCAGCAUUCGCAUCGUCCAUCUUCUCUGCUGCGACGACGGUCGUCGCAUCCUCGUAUGGCGUCGGUUCAGAAGUCGGCUUGCUAGGAACGACGUUCUACGUCCUUGGAUUUGCGUUCGGUCCCUCGCUCUGGGCGCCCAUGUCUGAAUUGCAGGGCCGGAGACUGCCCAUCGUCGUGGCCAUGUUCGGCUUCUCCCUCUUCUCGAUUGCCUGCGCGACGGGCAAGGACAUACAGACCAUCCUCAUCACGCGCUUCUUCUCAGGCUUCUUUGGUGCCUGUCCGCUUGCCGUUGUUGCAGCCGUCUUCUCCGACAUGUUUGACAACAGGACGCGCGGUAUCGCCGUCACCAUCUUCUCCAUGGCGACAUUUACAGGUCCCCUCCUGGCCCCGUUUAUCGGCGGCUUCAUCGUCACAUCCCAUCUUGGCUGGCGGUGGACCGAGUACCUCGUUUCGAUUAUGGGCUUCGUCGCCUUCAUCCUCGACUUCUUCUUCCUGGAAGAGACGUACCCGCCUGUCAUCCUCAUCGACAAGGCUGCCGACUUGCGCCGCCGAACGAAGAACUGGGGCAUCCAUGCGAAGCAGGAGGAAAUCGAAGUCGACUUCAAGGAACUUGCGCAGAAGAACUUUACGCGUCCGCUGCGUCUUCUCUUCACUGAGCCCAUCAUCCUCGCUCUCUCCGUGUACAUGAGCUUCAUCUAUGGCAUUUUGUAUCUCUUCCUGACGGCUUAUCCGCUCGUAUUUGUUGGCGUCCAUGGAUUUACACUCGGCCAGAGCGGUCUCACCUUUUUCGGCAUGAUUUGCGGACAACUCCUCGCCGGUGCGGCCGUCAUCCUGCAACAGCCGUGGUAUAAUCGCAAAUUAGCUGGGAAUAACGGCAUUCCCGUCCCUGAAUGGCGAUUACCCAGCAUGAUGGCCGGUGGCAUUUCCUUUGCCAUUGGCAUCUUCUGGUUCGGAUGGACCGGAUACACCAAGAGCAUCCACUGGAUCGUCCCCGCCAUAAGCGGCAUCUUCACCGGCUUCGGCCUCAUGUCCAUCUUCCUCCAAGCACUCAACUACCUCGUCGACGCGUACCUCAUGUUCGCGGCCUCCGCCAUCGCCGGCAACACAUUCAUGCGAUCCCUCGCAGGAGCAGGCUUCCCGCUCUUCGCUCGACAAAUGUUUCAGGGAAUGGGUAUCCAGUGGGCGGCCACGCUCUUAGGCUGCGUGGCCAUAGUGCUGGCUCCCAUUCCGUUCAUCUUUUACAAGUACGGAGCCAAGAUUCGCGCCAAGAGCGAGUACGCGCCUACGUUUGCGGCGCCGCCUAUGCAGCAUAGUGAGGAUGAGACGGAGACGGGGGACUCGUCGACGGAGAAGGAGGGCGAGAAUAAUGCUGCCUUGGCUAGUGUGCCGAAGAAGGAGAGCGAUGGGGGGUUGGUGCAAAAUGUUUGA
This is a messenger RNA of Pochonia chlamydosporia 170, 1905 nucleotides long. Its product is annotated as multidrug resistance protein. The transcript has 2 exons. The record is from RefSeq and is a predicted model, not a curated record. Gene Ontology annotation, molecular function: transmembrane transporter activity. Gene Ontology annotation, biological process: transmembrane transport. Lineage: Eukaryota; Fungi; Ascomycota; Sordariomycetes; Hypocreales; Clavicipitaceae. The coding region runs from base 1 to 1905 and encodes 634 amino acids.